UUGGAUCAGGCUCAGUCCAGCCUCAAACUCUUAUGAAAGUACUCUGCAAACAGUCACCCAUCCCAUCACAUUUGGAAUUUAGAAAAGGGGAGGUGCUUGUAGAUCUACACUGUCUAUAGACCAUGUUCGAGGAUAUUCUAAAUGGAUCUGUAAUCAUUCUUUCUUUCAUUAUAAAACUUCCUCAGGUAUGGACAACAUACACAAUGAAACGUACGAAAGGUGUCAGCUUAAGAGGAUACUGGAUGGAAUUAUUUGGGUAUGUUAUUAUGGUUUCAUACUGCUUUCAUAAUAAAUAUCCAAUUAAGAAUUACCUUGAUGUUCUUCUUUGUUCCAUUCAAUCUGCCAUCAUUGUUUUUUUAGUAAUAUUAUACAAAGGAGGUAAAGCUUUCAGUCUUGAAAAUAAAGCAUGUAUCACAUGUAUCAUUUUGUUCCUGUUGUCUGCACUGCUACACUUCAUACCAAAUACAGUUUUUUCAAUCCUUCUGCUGAGUCGAAUACCUGUGAUGUCCCUUAGCAAGUGCUUGCACAUUCAAGCACUUUAUUCCAGUAAGACAUCUGCUAAUGUUAGUGCCUUAACAUGGGGUAUUUCUGCUUAUAAUUGCUUUGUUCGUGUGUGGACUUCACUGUAUAAUUUGAAUGAUUAUAUAGUCACUGCCAGUUAUCUGACUAAUGCAGUACUCAAUAGUGUUUUACUCAUUGAAUGUUUAUAUUAUCGCUUUUAUUAGUCUCAUUGUGUACAAGUAUUUUACAUAUUUUUGUCAAUUCAAUUUCAAUAUGAAGCCUAAAAA
Molecule: messenger RNA, 788 nt
Organism: Amphimedon queenslandica
Lineage: Eukaryota; Metazoa; Porifera; Demospongiae; Haplosclerida; Niphatidae
Product: PQ-loop repeat-containing protein 3-like
Exons: 6
Coding region: 123-725 (200 amino acids)
Source: RefSeq, a predicted model, not a curated record